Molecule: messenger RNA, 1354 nt
Organism: Cynara cardunculus var. scolymus (artichoke)
Lineage: Eukaryota; Viridiplantae; Streptophyta; Magnoliopsida; Asterales; Asteraceae
Product: formyltetrahydrofolate deformylase 1, mitochondrial
Exons: 9
Coding region: 74-1039 (321 amino acids)
Biological process (GO): 'de novo' IMP biosynthetic process
Molecular function (GO): formyltetrahydrofolate deformylase activity
Source: RefSeq, a predicted model, not a curated record
AACAGGAAGGAGCGAGAUUGGAUGCGCCAUAGCCAUUGUUCUAGAGAGAGAAACAAGAGAGAGGGAGAGAGCAAUGGGUGUUCUUCGAAGAAUAUCAUCAAGAACCUUAUUGUUUCCUAGGGUUCUUGAAUCCGCCAAUAGAUCCUUGAAUACCCUCCCGGUGCCUUCUACUCCCCUCUCCAAUGGCAUUCAUGUAUUAUAUUGUCCUGACAGUGUUGGGAUUGUGGCCAAGAUAUCCGAAUGUAUUGCAUCAAGAGGUGGGAACAUAUUGGAAGCUGAUAUAUUUGUGCCCCAAAACAAAAAUGUGUUCUACUCCAGAAGCGAAUUCGUCUUCGAUCCUACUAAAUGGCCACGGGCACAAAUGGAUGAGGACGUUCUUAACUUAUCAAAAAAAUUCAAUGCAAACAGAUCUGUUGUCCGGGUGCCUUCUUUAGAUCCCAAAUAUAAAAUUGCGGUUCUUGCUUCUAAGCAGGACCACUGUCUUGUUGAUUUGUUGCAUGCAUGGCAAGAUGGAAAACUUCCUGUUGAUAUAAGUUCUAUCAUCAGUAAUCACGAUAGGCUUCCCAACUCCCAUGUGAUUCGGUUCCUUGAAAGGCAUAAUAUCCCAUAUCACUAUCUGUCUACAACAAAAGAAAAUAAAAGAGAAGAUGAGAUAUUGCACUUGGUUCAAGAUACAGAUUUUCUAGUCCUUGCUAGAUAUAUGCAGGUUUUAUCUAGAAGUUUUUUGAAUAGAUACAAGAAAGAUAUCAUUAACAUUCAUCAUGGCUUAUUGCCAUCAUUCAAGGGUGGGAAUCCUUCUAGGCAGGCGUUUAACGCUGGUGUAAAAUUGAUUGGUGCGACAAGCCACUUUGUGACGGAAGAACUUGAUGAAGGACCAAUAAUCGAACAAAUGGUUGAGAGAGUUUCACACAAGGAUAAUUUGCUGAGUUUUGUACAGAAAUCAGAGAAUCUUGAGAAACAAUGCCUUCUAAAAGCGAUAAAAUCCUAUUGUGAGUUGCGUGUUCUACCUUAUGAAGAGAACAGAACCGUUGUCUUUUGAGGCAAAUGGCACACAGAGUUUUGAAGGUGCGGUGUACACGCAUCAUUUGCCUUCAGAUGUCAUGGAAUACCCGGUGAGUUGUUCUCCAUCAAGCCUCUUUUAGGCUAAUGUAUUGUUAGUUGACCCAAGUGGCAUAAGUGUUGAACUAGAAACCUCAUGCUCAAUAUGAAGCCUUAUGCAUUCUCCAUUCUACGUGUUUUUGUAACUGUGGGAGUCCAGGCCAGUUUGUGCAUAGGCGCCUUGAAGUUAACAAUUGGUCAAACCCUCUAGUGGUCCUGAAGGACUUUUAACUCUUGCCGGUUGACCUAUCUUUAU